Lichtheimia ornata is the source of this 3447-nucleotide messenger RNA. RefSeq lists its product as uncharacterized. The transcript has 2 exons. The record is from RefSeq and is a predicted model, not a curated record. Bases 1 to 3447 code for a protein of 1148 amino acids. NCBI's taxonomy places the organism in Eukaryota, Fungi, Mucoromycota, Mucoromycetes, Mucorales, Lichtheimiaceae.
AUGUCUUCUUCAACAUCUCAUUCAAAGCGUAAGCCGUUGUAUACUACCAAAAGGAGUGAAACCCCUUCUCAGUCGUCGUCUACAUCAACAAGUCAUAGUGGUGGUGGUGGUGGACCUAAACGCAUCAAUGGAUCGGAUAUUGUGAGAGAGAUGCGGAGACGCGAUUCACGUAAAAUGGAAACGGCCGUUUUAUUCUUCCAUCCAAACAUUGUCACUCGACCUGAAUCAGUCUCCUUUAUGCCCACGGCUGACAACACCAUCCGUCGGUUCCUGGAAAUUCGAUGUCAUCUUUUCGAUCGCUUGCGACAACAAUUGGAUGCCACAUGGGAUCAAGUGGAUGAUGAUGAUGAUCACUAUACGCUCGACAUGGAUGAUUCGAUUCUCCUCCAGAAUAAGAGCAUCACCACAACCGAUGAAUUGAUCCAGCACAUGCUUGCAUGCGCACAUCCCUAUUGCUUGGAACGACCCAACAUGACAUGUCAUCCCAUCAAGCGGUUCUUAUACGAACCUUUAUUGAAGCUCUUUUAUGACGACGACCACCAUCAUGAACUUGUCGUAUUUCCACGACUCUUUCGAGCACUGCAUAGCCAUCAUUUCUAUUCGUCAUCAUCAUCAUCCACUUUUGAUAUGCAGCCCCUGUGUAAGCGUCUUUGCCAUUGGAUGAGCAUGAUGAUGGGCGAUUUUCAUGGAGCUGAAACAGCAGCUUAUACGCAAAAGAUCCUUCCGGUAUUGCAACCAGGUGGUUUGCCAAACAUGCCAUCCCUCACACAGUUGGCCCAUGCCAAAAUCCCUAUUCGCGUCUUGACCCAUGAUGAUGAGGGUGAUAGUGGGAUUCACGUGGAUGAUCAAAAAGGAGUUGUGAGUAUACGUCGCAUUUCGCUCUAUGAUCUACGCUACAGCUACAGUGAUUUUCGACAAAAUGAUAUCCCACAUACUGAGAAUGCCUAUGAACUUGCGUUUUCGACAUCGAUGGUGAAGCUGGCUCGCUUAAUUCCUGAUGAAGCAUCUUUCAAAUUGGCAUGUCGACAUGAAAUCCUUGUACCUGACGAGUUGUUGAUUGAUUUUCAUUGGUGGCGAGAUAAUGUGCUGCGUAAUGCAGAAUAUUAUGAACGAGAAUCACCUUAUUUCUGGCCUAUCGAGCAAUUACAAAAGACGCUGGAGCAUUUGAAUGAGCUAUUUACAUCAAAGAUGACGGAUGGUGGUGGUGCAUUCUCUCUUUUAAAAGGCCACCUGCAUGGUAUUGACAAGGAAGCGGUGCUAUUUUUCCAUCCUACCGCCAACGCACAUCGCAAUGCACUCUCAUGGCCAACAUUGGAGAUCUGUGCAAAUAAGCAAAGACGUGACCCAAUUGCACUGCUUUGUUAUCAAAGACGACAUGAUUUGGCAGAGUUGUAUGAUCAUAUUGAGCACGUGAUACGAGAUGUGGAUCAUAAGAGCAACAUCAUGUGCACUACUGACAACAACAGCAACCUGUCAGUGACCGAUCUUGUUGAGUAUGCUGAAGGCAGCAGCACACAAAUGAACAAUCAACUUGAACAAUGCACCACAUUUCCCAUCAAACCAUUUAUCAAGCUCUUUUCUCUUUAUCCCACCCGUUGUAUAUGGAUCUUGGAGAACAUUAGCCGGCGUUUAUUGAAGAUGCAAUCUGCCUAUUGUAUGCAGCUACAGGCUAUCUAUCGACGUCUUAUUGGUGAUCUUUUUGGAACCGUACCAGCCAACUACGCCUUUGAUAUGGGUGAAUGGGAUUCCACACACGGCAAUAAUGCUCAUCGCAACAGCUUGUACUCAUUGGCAUCACCCGUGGACCACGUACCAUCAAUACAUCAACUUGUCAACCAAGGUGGUCUCACCAUUGUACCCCGUGACGACGCCGUGGAGGGUGGUAUCCAAGUGCAAGAUGGCAACACGAUACAUAUCCAACGUGUGAGCUUGCUUGAUAUACGACUUUCAGAAUACAGCUUUGCCAGCCCCACCAAGGAUAAAGAACAUUGUUCGUCAAGUCUCGAAGGCUAUUUUGCAGAUGCGAUGCUCAAACUCGCCGUUCUUAUUCCUGACGCUGCAUCAUUUACAUUGGCAACGGCACUUGGUAUUAUACAAGAGAUGCUAUUCAUUGAUUGGCCAUGGUGGGAAGCACAUGUGAUAAGAUUGCGCGAGUUUUACAGCACACGAUACACCAUUGGAUGGGGGACGUACCACGUACUUCAAGAUCUCAAACGUGCUUACAUGGAGAGGAAAAAGUCCAUAGCAAGUCAAUGGCCAUUCCAAACAGCCCUGGAAGCAUUGGAUGCACAAUCCAAAUUGGCUGUACGCUUUUUUCACCCAAGCCCAAAUGAUAUUUGUAUUCCCUCGUCUAUGGCAUCGGCUGGCAUGGCAAAUGAUCCAACCCAACAUGCACGUAUCCUUUUCGAGCAACGACAAAUCGAUUUGCAUGACUUGUUACACACGAUCCAUCUCAAUGACAGCUAUUGGAUGAAGAACAAUCACACUGAAGAAGAAGGAUUCUCGUUUAUUAUCGAUCAGGCAUGCAUGAAGGGGUCGACGACGACGACGACGACGACUACUGCUACAGUGUUACAGCAGGAUUGGAAACGAUAUGACAUUGAGCCCCUCUUGAUCUUAUUUUUGGACCGAGCACCUUAUUCAAAGCUGUGUCGCAUUCGACAUUGGAUAAACGACAAGUCAACAUCAGCUGAAAAUCUGAAUUAUUUUGAUGACAUGGCAUGUGUUCUUUCAGGCAAUCUUUAUUCAUCGUUACCCAAUGAUUGGAUCAUUAACACCACCACGCACCAUCAACCUACAAUGAGCAAAAGUAAUGGUUCAGCAAACAAAGAAAUGCGCAUUAUCAAGAAUCAACAGCAACAACAACAACAACAAUGGAUGCCAAGUUUGGAUGAAUGGAGCAAGGCUGGCUUUCGGAUACAAUCAGAACAAAAAGUAGAGUUACAUGGUGUAGCGGUCGAUGUUCGAAUGCGAGCUCUUUGUGUGCAAGUCGUAUCAUUGCUCGACAUACGUUACAGCUGGCAGCAUUUUCAAAGUGACAGCAGCUUAUAUAAUGAAGUUGGCAAGCAACAAGGCGAUGCGUUCUUUGAGCAAUGUUUUUCCGAUUGCAUGUCCAAGUUGUCAGCAUUGGUGCCAGAUCCACGCUCGUUUGCACUUGCAGUUGACACAGGUGUCAUACCAGCCUCGUUGAUGAUUGAUUGGCCUUGGUGGAGAUACCAUGUACUUGCCACUGCUCGUCAUUGUGCCAAUUAUCAUUCACCAAGUCAUGCAACGCAACAGCUCUUUUCAAACAUGAGGAAGGAAUACAGGCGGUACUUGCACCCAACCAAACUAGAAAAGUGGACAUGGUAUGUUAGACGGCACCCACGACAUGUUGCAUGUGCCAUUGUUCUCGUAGUCUUGCUUAUAUUAGUUUUGAUUCAAACCGCCCGUGGUUAUCACGCUUAA